Messenger RNA from Hirsutella rhossiliensis, 2043 nucleotides. Its product is annotated as G protein-coupled glucose receptor regulating gpa2 domain-containing protein. Gene Ontology annotation, biological process: adenylate cyclase-activating G protein-coupled receptor signaling pathway. NCBI's taxonomy places the organism in Eukaryota, Fungi, Ascomycota, Sordariomycetes, Hypocreales, Ophiocordycipitaceae. Gene Ontology annotation, cellular component: plasma membrane. The coding region runs from base 1 to 2043 and encodes 680 amino acids. The transcript is spliced from 2 exons. Gene Ontology annotation, molecular function: G protein-coupled receptor activity. The record is from RefSeq and is a predicted model, not a curated record.
AUGCCCUUGGGGCACGACGGCGACGUCCUGGGCCUAUCCUCGUCGUCGUCGGCUUCCACGCCAUGGCUCCAUGCCAGGGCUUCGUCGGCCGAGGCCAAUGGCGAGCAUGGCUUCACCGACAACCAGCUGUUGGCGCUGAGGCUGACGUCUAUCGUCAUGGGCUCCGUCAGCCUCAUGUCCACCAUGUUUGCCACCUUUUGGUUUGUCCGCAUGAGCAGAAGCUUCCGUCAUGACCUCAUCAUCCUCCUCAUCCAGAGCGACACGCUCAAGUCCAUCGUCUUCAUCAUCCUCCCCGCCAUCGAGCUGGUCCGCGGCCCCGUCAUCUCCGAGGCCGCCACGUGCCAGGCCAGCGGCUUCUUCCUCGUCGUCGGCUUCGAGGCCUGCGACGUGGCCGUCGUCCUCGUCGCCCUGCACACGGCCCUGUACAUCUUCCGCGGCCGCGGCGGCCUCUACCCCUACCGCCACGUCGCCUAUGCCUUCUUCCUCCUCGUGCCCCUGCUGCUCGGCUCGCUCGCUUUCCUCAACAAGCCCGCCUUUACAAACUCGGGCCGCUACUGUCACCUGCCGUCGAAGCCGCGGUGGGCCAGCCUCGCCCUCAGCUGGAUCCCGCGAUACUUUAUCCUCAUCACCAUCUGCGUCAUCCACGUGUCCACUUAUGUCUAUGUCCAGGUCCUCAUGAACCGCUUCGGCGCCGCUUGUCAGGGGGACAGACUGCCGGCCCCGCAGCCGCCGGCGUCCGACGGCGGCGUCGUCGACUCGGCUCCGCCCACGCCCCCCAUCGCCUGCCACGGCCUCCUGUCCCCGACUCCGCCGCCAUGCGAGCGCCCCGGCCCGGCCGAGGCGGAGAGAGGCGAGGGAUUCCCCGCCGCAUCCAUGGCGGCCGAUGGACACACAAUGGCCCACCGCGGCGGCUCCCACGACCAGGAGGACCAGAAGGCGCUCGUUGCGGGGCCACUCGACAACGCCGCCUGGCAGACGGUCCAGCCCGGCGCCGACUCUUUGUUCCCUCUCUACCAGCAGAAGAGAGGCGCCCUGUCCAACCUGGAGCUAGCGACCCCGGCGAGGCGCGAGACGGCCGCGGAGCCGGCUCCGCUCAGCGCGCGACCAACCCCCUUUGACCCCCCGGGGGAGUCAAUGCCCGGCAAGUCGGGGUGGCCCUGGACACACCCGGCGUGCAGGACGGCGCCUCGCAGCUCGUGGAGCCGCCCCCUGCUAGCGACGGCGCCGGCCAAGAUGCCAGGGCCGCCGACGGAAACGCCGUCGCCGACGCCGCCGUCGCGCCUCCAUACCAUGCUGCGCCGCGGCGCCUGCAGCCCACACUCGUCGGCGAGGAGGGUCGGGGAGCGGCCGGCAGCCCUCGGCGCGGCGCCCGGCAUGGCCAAGAUGCGUGACAAGAUCCGCCGCCAGCUGCGCCAGCUCUUCAUCUACCCGGCCGUCUACAUCGUCGUGUGGCUGAUCCCCUUUGUGUCGCAUGUCGCCGGCAGCGCGUCAUGGGACCGGCCGUCGUUUGGCCUCGCCGUGACCAGUCUCGCCAGCCUGUGCCUCCAGGGCAUCGCCGACGCCCUCGUCUUCUCCAUCCUCGAAAAGCCCUGGCGCCACCCGCGCCACGUCACCAGCAGCAACGGCGCCCCUUCCUGGUGGUGGAGCGGAAGCGGCGGUGGCGGACGACGACGCCAAGGACGGGGCGCCGGGAGCAGCGGGAGCAGCAGCUGCAUGCCCUGCUGGCCCGUGCUCUCGACUGUUGACGGCCAGCCGUCGGGCGGCGCGGGGCGCACCAGGGACGAGAUGCUCGUCGACAGUCGUGCGGCUAGGCUCCGCCGCGAUGAAGAGCUCGCCGAGCGUCGGAUGCUGCGUCGAGCCCAGCCGCGCGAGUGGUGGGACGUGCGCCUCGGGAGCCUUGACGGGUGGGACGACGACGACCUCGGGCGUGGCGCAAAGGGUUCGCGAGCGGCUAUGGUCACGGAUCAGAAAAGCGUCAGCGGAGAGCCUCGAGCGCGCGACAUUGAGGAGAGGAAUGGGAGGGCCGUGGGCGUUGUAAUGUGA